This is a messenger RNA of Selaginella moellendorffii, 615 nucleotides long. Its product is annotated as peamaclein. The transcript is spliced from 4 exons. NCBI's taxonomy places the organism in Eukaryota, Viridiplantae, Streptophyta, Lycopodiopsida, Selaginellales, Selaginellaceae. The coding region runs from base 100 to 429 and encodes 109 amino acids. The record is from RefSeq and is a predicted model, not a curated record.
UAUAUUGUGGGGGGAGAGCUCAAAUUCGAAGCACAACACGAACGUCUCUCUUCGUCUUCUUCGUCUCUCUUUCCCAAUAUCCUUGAAAGCUCUUGGGCGAUGGCCAAGUAUCAAAUGCUGCUCCUCGCUAUCUUCAUCGCGACGCUCGUUUGCCUCGAGAUUGCUGCUGCUGGUGCUACCGAGCAACUGGAGCAAACCGAGAAGCAAGGUGCUUUGGUCGGCUCCAAGAACAGGUCUCCAUAUCUAAAUUGCGCGGCUGCCUGCGACUACCGCUGCUCCAAGGCGGGCCUUCACAAGCGCUGCCUCAAGUACUGUAACAUCUGCUGCGGGAAAUGCCAAUGCGUGCCACCGGGAACUGCUGGGAACCGAGAGGUCUGCCCCUGCUACAACGAGAUGAAGAACUCGAGAGGCGGACACAAGUGCCCGUGAGCCCGUCACUGCUCUGCCCGUGCCUCUCUGGCUUCUGGCUUCUCGUAAAGUUUCUUCUCCGAGUGCUUCUUGCUAUUAUAGUUUCUGGUGCUGCUUGUUGAAACAAUAAUGCUUGGCUUCUGUACACACUUGUAAGUUGAUCUAAAGACCACGCCUUGCUCAAUCAAUGUCGACAGUUCUCUCCAA